This is a messenger RNA of Cynoglossus semilaevis (tongue sole), 1414 nucleotides long. RefSeq names its product cyclin B2 (gene ccnb2). The transcript has 8 exons. Gene Ontology annotation, molecular function: cyclin-dependent protein serine/threonine kinase regulator activity. Bases 133 to 1314 code for a protein of 393 amino acids. NCBI's taxonomy places the organism in Eukaryota, Metazoa, Chordata, Actinopteri, Pleuronectiformes, Cynoglossidae. Gene Ontology annotation, biological process: mitotic cell cycle phase transition. The record is from RefSeq and is a predicted model, not a curated record.
GGGCUAUUUGAAAGACUGCUUCCCUGUGUACACAUAAUGCACAUGUAUUCUCUGCAGUUGUUUGGAUAAACGACUCCCUUCGUCUGUUUUUAACUGUUUUGUUUUUAGCUCUCACGUUUGUUUUUACUGGAAAUGGCGUCUUUGGAUGUUCGUUCUACGCGGCUGCUAGGCGCAGAGAACCCGGUGACGAAGGGUAAACCAACAGCAGCUGACUCAAAGAGGAAAACUGUUCUGGCAGAGCUCAGUAACUGUGCUGUAGCCGCGGUGAAUACGAAGAGAAGAGGUGCAGCCAAAGCCUCAGCCAAACCGUCAUGUGGUCAGAAAGUCGUAUCAGCUGUGGUCCAGAUCAAAGUGCCUGGGGAUCCUGUCCCUUCAGUUCCAGAGGAGCGGGAGGAGGAGGAGGUCGACAUGACCAUAAACGAGAAGCAGCUGUGCCAGGCCUUCUCUCAGGCGCUGCUUGACCUGCAGGACGUGGACGAGCAGGACGCUGAAGAUCAAUACCUGUGUUCAGAAUACGUCAAGGAGAUCUACAAAUACCUGCAUGAGCUGGAGGUUCAGCACCCCAUAAAGGCCAACUACAUGCAGGGCUAUGACAUCACACCAAAGAUGCGGGCUCUUCUGGUGGAUUGGUUGGUUCAGGUUCACCUUCGGUUCCAGCUGCUGCAGGAGACUCUGUACCUCACGGUUGCCGUCCUGGAUCGCUUCCUGCAGGUCCAACCAGUCUCUCGCAGGAAGCUGCAGCUGGUUGGCAUCACGGCGAUGCUGGUGGCUUGUAAAUAUGAGGAGAUGUUCGCUCCCAUGGUGGGAGACUUUGCCUACCUCACAGACAGCGCCUACACCGUGCCUCAGAUUUUGAAGAUGGAGCAGAUCAUCCUGCAGACGCUGUCCUUCCAGCUGGGACGACCCCUGCCACUGCACUUCCUCAGACGGGCCUCUAAGGUCGCCCAGUCCAACGAUGAGAAGUACACUCUGUCCAAGUACCUGAUGGAGCUGACCCUCCUGGACUUCAACAUGGUCCACUACCGCCCCUCUGAGGUGGCUGCUGCCUCCAUGUGUCUCUCCCAGCUUCUGCUGGAACAGCUGCCGUGGUCUCCUCUACAGCAGCAUUACUCCACCUAUGACAUGGGUCACCUGAAACCUAUCAUGCAACACAUCGCCAAGAACGUAGUGAUGGUGAACGAAAGAAAAUCAGAAUUCCUGGCUGUGACAAAGAAAUACUCCAGGCCGGAGUUCCUGAAGAUCAGUCUGCUCUCUCAGCUGAAGUCUUCAGUCAUCAGGAACAUGGCGGCUCCUUUGCUUAGCAACAACCCCUGAGUGGCCUUAACAUUUCUAACAUGAACUUCUCACUUGCACUUUACUUUGAAUCAGCCCCCCCCUUCAGUGUGUUGACAUUAAAAGUUGUUUUUUAAAUUAA